This is a messenger RNA of Fusarium mangiferae, 1077 nucleotides long. RefSeq lists its product as uncharacterized. Bases 1 to 1077 code for a protein of 358 amino acids. The record is from RefSeq and is a predicted model, not a curated record. Lineage: Eukaryota; Fungi; Ascomycota; Sordariomycetes; Hypocreales; Nectriaceae. The transcript is spliced from 4 exons.
AUGAAUGCCCUGUCAACAAUACAGAAUCAAGAGAGCCCGACCCAAGAAGAUACCACGAAUGAUCCUUUCGCCAAUCAUUUCCGGGUACUGAUCACAACUACGGAGACCACUUCUCGUGACAUCAAGACCUACCUUCUCGAACAUAAGGCUAGGCCUAAGAGACUCGUAAGACUCAUGGUUGCUACGAGCUCGACACGGGUAAAGCAAGAAGGCACUCUAAGCUUGAUGGAACAAAACGCUGAAAAGUCAAGUGUCCGAUUGUUCACCCUUACUGAGCACCUGGAGCGAUGGAUCAAAACUGCCGUGACAUAUUGCAAUGGUACCAUUGGUCUCGUCUGGAGUAACGCUCACAUUCUGCUUCCAUUACACAACAUCGUGAGAAGGCUGGAGUCAGCAAUGAGUAUGUCUGUCAUAAGUAUUCAGGUCCUAGAAUUCGAGAACCCCUUUAGUAUCACAAUGGCCCUUCCCUAUCAAAUGCGUGAUACCUGGGAGGGCCUGUGCCGACUGCUCGUCGUGAUGUUCUCCGACAAGCCUGGCAGGUUCCCUGUUGAGCAAAAACGGUUUGUGGUCAUGCACCCACAAAUAAAUAUGCCUAUUACUCAACAGAAUUGGUCAACUUCUGCGGUUCCCGGUGUCUCAUUCGAUAUGUUUAUCUUGGUGGAACGUCUUUGCAACCAGUCCGCAAAGUUCUUUUGUCCCAGAUGCGACCAUGUAUUUGACUUAACAACAUUUGUGUCUAAUGGUGGGUAUCAACUCGCCCUUGGUAGUCCGUCACAAUUUCACAUUGUAGUUGAUAGCCACUCUUGGCUUGAAAUGUCUCCUAUGGUCAAUUACUCUAGAUGGGGCAUCUCGUCUGAUUCUAGUAGUUUGACGGUUCUGGUCCCCCUCCUGAACCUGUACACUGGGACUCGUGGGAUGGACAGUGAAGAUCGAGAUCCAGAGACUCACAGGCGCUUCCGCGAUUGCAAAGCUCUGUGGACCUUUUCGCUUUUUGCCGUGUUCACGUCAUUCCAUUCGAGGGGAAUCUUUCGCGAUCUGUCGUCAGAAAUGGAAUUCAAUAUCGCAAUGCCAUUCUAA